UAGUAGUUGUUAGCCAUGUCUGGUCGAGGGAAGGGUGGAAAGGGUCUGGGGAAGGGGGGCGCCAAGCGUCAUCGUAAAGUUCUCCGCGAUAACAUCCAGGGCAUCACCAAGCCUGCUAUUCGCCGCCUGGCCCGGCGUGGUGGAGUGAAGCGUAUUUCUGGUCUCAUCUAUGAGGAGACUCGCGGGGUACUGAAGGUGUUUUUGGAGAAUGUCAUUCGCGAUGCUGUCACCUACACCGAGCACGCCAAGCGCAAGACUGUCACCGCCAUGGACGUGGUUUACGCGCUCAAACGCCAGGGACGCACUCUGUAUGGUUUCGGUGGCUAAGUUUCUACGCGGUCUUCGGCUGUAAAGCUCUUGUUUACUCACAAAAGGCCCUUCUCAGGGCCACCCACUUGGUCAUGUGAAGGGCUGUUAUCUAACACAAAGGAAAACCAAAGGUAAUAUUUGAUGCUUUAUAUUAAUACUGGGUGCCGAUUUUAAUUAAGGUAGUCGCUCUUUCUUUGUAGACCCCGGGUGUCGCGUUUUUUCAGUCUUUUUUCC
Messenger RNA from Eubalaena glacialis (North Atlantic right whale), 543 nucleotides. Its product is annotated as histone H4. Gene Ontology annotation, cellular component: nucleosome. Gene Ontology annotation, biological process: nucleosome assembly. Gene Ontology annotation, molecular function: protein heterodimerization activity; DNA binding; structural constituent of chromatin. The transcript has a single exon. Bases 16 to 327 code for a protein of 103 amino acids. NCBI's taxonomy places the organism in Eukaryota, Metazoa, Chordata, Mammalia, Artiodactyla, Balaenidae. The record is from RefSeq and is a predicted model, not a curated record.